Messenger RNA from Arachis ipaensis, 831 nucleotides. RefSeq names its product cytokinin riboside 5'-monophosphate phosphoribohydrolase LOG1. Gene Ontology annotation, molecular function: hydrolase activity, hydrolyzing N-glycosyl compounds. Gene Ontology annotation, cellular component: nucleus; cytosol. The record is from RefSeq and is a predicted model, not a curated record. Lineage: Eukaryota; Viridiplantae; Streptophyta; Magnoliopsida; Fabales; Fabaceae. Gene Ontology annotation, biological process: cytokinin biosynthetic process.
AUGAGAGGAGAGACGAUAAAUUGAGAUGUGUGAUGCAUACAUUGGAGACAUUGAUAUGAGAUAUUAUAUACAUGUGUGUGUUUUUUGAGGAUGGAACUGAUUCUCAUGUUAUAUAUAUUUAAGGGAACCAACCAACAUUUCCCUUAACUCACUUUUUUUUUGGGGGCAUUUCAAUUUAUUUUUGCUUUCAAAAAAGAUUGUUAAUUGCAUCGUCCUUAUUCCUUAAUUUAACUAUAUUUGCUUACUUAUGAGUUAGCACUUAGCACAACAUACACGUUUUGUUAAUAUUCUAUUGAAUCUAUUCUCUUUUCUGCCCCUCUCUCAACCCUUCUUUCAUUUAUACCAAUUCAAUUCACUCUUCACUUUGCUAUAUAGGGAAAUAUACAUACAUACAUAAAAAUUAUUCAUUAAUUUUUGCAUUAUUAUUAUGGAGAUUAUAGAAGAUCAACAAGAAGAAGCACCAAUGAAAUCAUCAACAAGGUUCAAGCGUAUCUGUGUGUUCUGUGGCACAAGCCCUGGCAAGAACCCAAGCUACCAAAUUGCUGCUAUUCAACUUGGAAAACAAUUGGUGGAGAGGAAUAUAGACUUGGUAUAUGGAGGAGGAAGCAUAGGGUUAAUGGGUCUCAUCUCACAAGUUGUCUUUGAUGGUGGACGCCACGUGUUAGGGGUCAUCCCUAAGACUCUAAUGCCGAGAGAGAUCACAGGAGAGACUGUGGGAGAAGUGAGGGCAGUUUCGGGAAUGCACCAACGUAAGGCUGAAAUGGUUCGACAAGCUGAUGCAUUUAUUGCUUUGCCAGGUGGUUAUGGAACCUUGGAAGAACUGUUGGAGGU